GUUCCAACCAAGAAAAAAAGAAAAUAAACGGACAAGGAUGAAAGCUCCUGCAAGGCGGAGGUGAACCCUUGUGAAUCAUGUAUGUGCUUGAGGGACAUUUUCUUUCCAACGUCAGCAACAAAGAUUGACCAGAUUCCGCACCACUUUUUCCCAACAUGAAUACCUGCAGAUGAUCUACGAUACCUUGUUGCAUGCCGGAAUUUAUUUCUAGAUUUCUUUCAAUGAGACUAUUCCCAACGUACCAAGCGAGGAGAUGGUAGACGGCGCCUGUUUCCCGAUAACACGAUAUGAUAAGGAAUUGAAACACACAGAUUGGUUGAUCGGACGGAUUCGAAAGGAAAAGAAAAGAAAACAUAGAGAUAUAGGAUCGGGACCCCACACCUUAGAACAGCUUAGAGGCAUGAGAGAAAGGCUUGGUAAAGCAUCCAAGAAGAGCAUUAUUUGCUAGAGCUAUCAAUGAAGAAGACAACAUGUCUUCCGGUUCACUCAAGGACCUAACGAAAGCGAUCAAAACAUCAGUAACGACUUCUACCCGAUUACCACUUCCAGACGACCUUGUGCGGAUUAUCCAUAUCUACCUGGAGAAAAAUGCUACCCACGAUGAAUCCGACGCCUCCAAGGUUCAGGAGGAAUUGCUCUCUAUUUAUGAAAGGGAUGUCUGUGACCAUCCUGCCCGCUAUGCCCCCUUCUUAUCCAUAUUGCGAAAGCUUCGAACCUCGAUAAAAGGUGGUGGCAGAAUGUUACAAUGGUGGGAUAAAUUAUGCAUACCAGUAUUGAGUCAUCUUGGAGAGGAAAAGGGAUUGGCUUUGGAAGCUAGGAAUACUUUACUGGAUAUUCUCAUUUAUGACGAAGACGACGAACAUGUAGAAGAUGCGAUUACUACUUCGGAUACGGUGGCAGAGAACUUGAUCGCUAUCUGGCUGGCGAAGUGUAAUAGUGUCGCUGCACACCUGGAUGAGAAUUCGAAGUUCAUUGAGAGUCAAUUAAGGAGUAUACUGAUAUCAUUUGGAAGGAAGAGGCCAAAGAACUUUUUGACUGCUAUCAACCAAUUCUUCGUUAAAAAAGACAGUCGAAUUCUUGCGCUCUCAUUACUUUGCGAAUUUAUUCGACACCAACCUCCUCAUCUACAUCAACUCCUUCAAACUCCUCUCUUCGAGAAUCUUCUACGAUGUUUGCAAAUAGAUACUUCGACUCGAGUGGUAUCACUGGCAAUGACAGCUUUGAUUAUGUUUCUGCCUCAUAUCCCAAGCUCUCUCUCCAAGCAUCUCCCUGCGCUUUUCAAUAUCUACAGUAGGAUGCUUUUUUGGGAUAGAGAGCGAAAGUAUGAGGAUAAUUCGGCACCUGACGAUCGAGAUGACAGAAGUACUCACAGUACAAGUUCCUGGACGAAACUAUCUUACUUGCUGGACUCGGAAGAUGUAUCAGUUCCGGAAUUAUUACACUACUACACAUUUCUUUACGGCCUUUAUCCGAUGAAUUUCAUGAGUUACAUUCGAAAACCGCAAAAGUUCCUAAGGCAUCAAGGAUUCCCGGGCGCCAAUGAAUUCGCGGUUGAGCCUAUGGAAAUAAGACAACGAUCUGAACCUUUCAGGCAACUCCAUCUUUUACAUCCAAAUUUCUUCACAAUGACUAUCGAUCAGGAAUUAUCAGAUACUAAUCGAUGGAUGAAAAGUGAAGCAUCGGAUGUUGUGACUGAAUGCAUGGCAUUAUACAUACCAGGAUAUGCUCAACAAGCUCCAUUAUCAAGAUCACAGUUACCAAACCUACACAUUGAUACUAAUGCUGACGUCCCAGAUCAGCCAUUGACUGAACAUAACGCAUUCACACCGGCCCAAUCUCGGCACACCAGUUGGAGGUAUGCUGGACCGCCUACCAUCGCGUCGCCAGAAGCACUACGAAAUUCUAUACUAAGGAGGGCAUCAUUCACAAGUCAAUCAAUGCCUUCGAUUGCGGACUCCCCUAUCUUGAGACCGGAAAGGCGAUUAGAUAGUCCUACAUUGCCUCCAGUCAUCGCCACGUCGCCUUCGCAUACUCAUCUACAAGAUAUGCUGGAUUCUCAACGAGCUGGUUCAAUUAGAGGUGGUAUUUAUCAGACUUUGACGAAUGAUAGCGUGCAAUCGCUUGCGUUGAGCCAUCAUGCCCAAGAUAAUACUUCUCACGUUGAUUCAUACUUGCAAUCACUCACCCGUGCACACGCCCUCCGUUCACCAUCUUUGAGACCCGGGACAAAUGAUUCUACGAAAGUUGCAUACUUACAGAGAGACAUUAUGUUAUUGAAAAAUGACUUGAAUUUUGAACGCUAUCUUAAGCAGCAACAUCUUACUCAUAUUGGACAACUUCGUCGAAAGGCUAUCCGUGAAGCAAGAGUCGAAGCCGAGACUCAAAACUUGAUCAACUCCAACAAAAUCUUGAGAGCGAAGCUAGAAGAUACCAAGAAAGCCAUUGUACAAAUGAAAAAAGAAUUUGACAAAAGCCGAAAUCAUUCUAGGAAAUGGGAAUCUGAUUUGACGGCUAAACUACGAUUAUUGAAGGAGGAGCAAAAGAAGUGGAUAGUGGAGGGUGAUCAAUUAAAGCGUGAAUUGUCUGCAUCGAAGAUUGAUAUACACAAUCUAAGGCAGCUGGUCGUUCAAGCCGAAUAUAAAGUGUCUCAUGCUACCCAAGAAAUUCAAGUAGUGGAAUCAAAUAAGGAAGAAUUAGAGCGAUUACGCAUCGAGGCCGAAAAGCUCACUACGAAGUUACGAAGAUAUGAAGCUCGAGAAGUUGAAAUGGACCAGGCGAAACAAGAUGAAGAACAAGCUUACAACACUAUCGAAAUCCUCAAUAUGAAGUUAAAGGCCAAGGAUGCGGAAAUACAACAAUUGAUUGCCAAAUUUCAAAAAGAGCUUCAAGAAGCGCAAAAUGCUAGUCCAACUGGUUUCAAGCAACUCGAUCCUGCAAAGCAAAAGAUUAUUGACGAGGCAUUAGCAGGGUCACGACGACGCAUGGAUGAUAUGAAGACAGCCCAUUCUAAUCUUUUGAAACGAUAUACAAAGUUACAGCAAGACCACCUGGAAGCGCUUACAGCGCAAGAUAGAGUGUCUGAUUUACCUAUGAGUAUUGAUGGAUCCCCUGGGCCACAUAUUCCUCCAAGAGAUCAUCGUCGCUUGACUCAUAGCUAUUCAGAUUCGGCAAGGCCAGGAAGUCUUGUACCUAAAGCAACGUUUCCACUCACAGGCACAUCAAGUUUUAUUGCUCGGCCCAGGAUAGAUUCUCACAGUCCAACAUCAGGCCAUGCAUUUAGGUCAACGCCUACAAGUGCACCUACCAGUCCGGAUUUUUAUGGGGGUAGAUUUUCUCAUUCCAGUACCUUCGGCCCCGCGCCAGGCUCGUCACAUUCGGACGGAACAAUGAGUAGAGAUGGCAAUAAUAGCGAUAGGGACUCUUUUGAAGCCCAGAGCAAGCCAAAAGCUAAGCCGCAAGGUGAAAUGAGAGGUUAUGGUCGUGGAGGGGUUGGAAAUAUUGGAGCAGCGAAGAAGGAUAAGGAUAAUGGAAAGGAUAAAGAUAAAGGGAGGAAGGAGGGAAGUGGGAGUGGUGCGGAAGAGAGUCCAAAGAGUAGUCCGAAGGAAAAGAAGAAGGGGAGUGGAUUGAGAGGGCUGAGGGCAUUUGUAUAAAGUAAAAGUUGUUGAGUUGAUUGGAUGGGUGGAUGGGUGGAUGAAUUAAGUGCAUAUGGGAAGGGCAGGGAGCGAAUUUUUCCACCAAAAAAAAACCGGUGGUUGGAUGGGAUGGGAAUGGGGAUGGGGAGUUGGAAAAACGUAUAUAAUUUGUGCGAUUGCUGGCCUACUUUGUCUUUUAUGGGUUGGUCGAUGAUGAUUGAUUAUUUGCUUCAUCUACUGUUUUCACUGGAGGCGUUCGGUAUGAAAAUGGGAUGGGAAAGGAAAUGGGAAUGGGGGUGGGUGGUUCACAUUGAUGAAAAAGUUUGAGGAUGUAUAUGAAUAUUUGAAUUUGCAAAUACCACUCUUCUUCCA
Molecule: messenger RNA, 4004 nt
Organism: Botrytis cinerea B05.10
Lineage: Eukaryota; Fungi; Ascomycota; Leotiomycetes; Helotiales; Sclerotiniaceae
Exons: 4
Coding region: 471-3650 (1059 amino acids)
Biological process (GO): negative regulation of TOR signaling; regulation of cell cycle
Cellular component (GO): TSC1-TSC2 complex
Source: RefSeq, a predicted model, not a curated record